Prunus persica (peach) is the source of this 3085-nucleotide messenger RNA. RefSeq names its product putative disease resistance protein At1g50180. The record is from RefSeq and is a predicted model, not a curated record. The transcript is spliced from 3 exons. Gene Ontology annotation, molecular function: ADP binding. Gene Ontology annotation, biological process: defense response to other organism. Bases 9 to 1442 code for a protein of 477 amino acids. Lineage: Eukaryota; Viridiplantae; Streptophyta; Magnoliopsida; Rosales; Rosaceae.
UAGAGAGAAUGGCUGAGGCAGUUGUUUCCUUUGUACUCGAAAGUGUCAGAGACUUCACUAUUCAGGAAGCCAACUUCUUUUCUGGAGUCAGCCGUCAAGUUGAAGCUGCACAAACUGAGCUACUAGUGAUGAAGAGAUUCCUGAAAGAUUUGGAUUCAAGACAAGGAGAAGAUGCAACAGUCCAGAUUUGGGUUGCCCAAAUUAGAGAUGCUGCUUAUGAUUUGGAAGAUGUUAUUGAAACUUACGGCUUGAAAGUGGCUUCCAAGAAGAAAAGAGGUGUGAAGAAUAUUCUAAGAAGAUUUGCCUGCAUCUUCAAGGAAGGAGUUGAUCGUUACAAGAUUGGAAACGAAAUUGAGAAUAUCACCACCAGAAUUUCUGAUUUGAGGUCAAGUUUGCAGAAGUAUAACAUAAAGCAAACAAGAGAAAGUAGUGGUGGUGAAUCUUCCUUGCAAUUGCAUGAGAGGCUAAGGAGAAGUUAUUCUCAUGUUGUUGAACGUGAUGUUGUUGGGUUAGAGUCCAACGUUGAAGAAUUGGUUAUGCAUUUAUUGAAAGAUGAAAAUCGUCAUCGAGUUGUAUCUAUUUGGGGUAUGGGCGGUUUAGGGAAGACCACCCUUGCAAGACAACUUUAUCAUCACAAAGAAGUAAGGCAGCAGUUUCAAGAAAGAAAUGUUUGGGAGGGAAUUUUAUUUGAAGUCAUUUCUGCUACCAAGGAACAAAAACAAGAAAUGAAGGACAUGACAGAUGAUGAAAUAGCAAAGAAGCUUUUCCGUGUUUUGCAAAGAAUGAAAUGUUUGGUGAUCCUUGAUGACAUAUGGAGAAUCGAGACAUGGAAUCUUUUGAAGGCUGCAUUUCCAAAUGUGGAAACAGAGAGCACAAUAUUGCUUACUACACGCAAUCAAAAAGUAGCCACGCUCCCAAAUAGAAAUGCUUGUCUCCACGAACUCCAGCCACUGAAUGAUAAUGAGAGUUGGAACCUACUUGAGAAGAAAGCAAUAUCUGAAAGGGCUGAUAUCGAUUUGGGAAUGUACACAAAAAAGAGAGAAUUAGUAACGAAUAUGCUUCGACAUUGUAAAGGUUUGUCAUUAGCCAUUAUUGUACUUGCCGAAGUUCUAGCAAGAAAAAACACUGUUAGAGAGUGGGAGAUAGUGCAUGAGAAUGUUUAUGAAUACAUAAGGAAAGGGAUAGGUCAUGAAGAAGAAUAUGAAGGUGCAUCAUGGGUUUUGGCAUUGAGUUAUGAUGACCUGCCGUAUCACUUAAAACCAUGUUUUUUAUAUUUAGGUCAUUAUCCUGAAGAUUGUAUUAUUUUGGUAAGCACAUUGACUAAGUUAUGGGUGGCAGAAGGUCUUAUCUUCUUAAGACAACAAAGACAUGGUUCGGAGAAAACAAUGGAGGAUAUAGCACAUGAUUGCUUAAGUGAGUUGGUGGAACGGUGUUUGGUUUAAGUGGGAACAAGUGGUUCAAUAGGAACAAUUAAAGAUUGUCGAAUCCAUGAUCUUGUAUGAGACAUGUGUUUGUUAAAGGCAAAAGAGGAAAGCUUUCUCCAGAUUAACAAUUCUUUGCAAGAAAAUGCUUCUUCUAUGGCAGCUGAGGCAACACAAUUGGGGAAAAUUCGAAGACUUGCAAUUUACUUGGAUGAGAACGCAGAUAGGUUGGUUUCUUCAAGAGAUGAAACAAAUUUGCACGUAAGGUCUCUAUUAUACUUUUUGCCACAAGGAUGGAUGCCAAAAAGUAUAGAUGGAUUACUAUCUCCUUUGAAGGAUUUCAAAGUGCUUAGAGUUUUGAAGGUUGAAGGUCUUAACGAAGUAGAAGUUGAGUUGCCAAGUGAAAUUGGAAAUAUGGUACACUUGAGGUUUCUAAGUGUGAUUAAUUGCAAUAUCAAAACGUUUCCUCCAUCCCUAGGUAAUUUAAUAUGCUUGCAAAGUCUUGAUUUUCGUGUUUUGAAUGAAGACAUGGUGAUCCCAAAUGUGAUAAUGAAGAUGAAACAAUUAAGACAUUUAUAUUUACCCUGGAGGUACAGUGCAAAGGGUAAGCUGGAGCUGUCUACUCUUGGCUAUCUACAGACCUUAGAUUACCUUUCAAGUGAGUAUUGUGAUUUGAAAGAUGUUGGUAGAUUAACCAAUCUUAGAAAACUGACAAUAAAACUGUCAACCUCUUUGCAAAAUAUGGAGGAAAUCUUAAAAUCUACAGGCAGCACGCUUAACCAUAUCCGGUCUCCAAUUGUGUUUAUGAACAACAAUAGCUGUGAAGAACAAGCUAUGCAAAUAGUAUCAAGCUGUCGGGGUAUAUACAAAUUGAUGCUGAAAGGGUCAAUCGCAGAAUUACCGAAAGAGCUCCACAACUAUCCAAACCUCACCAAGUUACAAUUGUGGAGAUGUGGUCUCAAGGAGAACCAAAUGGGAAUACUAGAGAAGCUGCCAAACCUAACGACUCUGAAUCUUAAGAGUCAAGCUUUCAAGGAGAAUACAAAGAUACUGGUUUUCUCCAAAGAAGGCUUUCCUUCUCUUCAAUAUCUUUUCGUUAAUGGUAUGUUCGGAAUAACAGAGUGGAGAGUAGAGGAAGGAGCCAUGCCUCGUCUCUGUCGAUUGAACAUCACGUAUUGCUCGGGAUUGACUACACUCCCAGAUGGGCUGAGAUAUCUUACUAAUCUCAGGAAAUUAACCAUCAGAGGGAUGCGUAGAGAACUCCACAGUCGGAUUGAGGAAGAUGGAGAGGAUUUCUAUAAAAUUCAACAUGUACCUUCCCUUGUAAUUGGAGAACCAUCCCCCUACUUCUGACCACUACCGAUGCAAUGAUGGCAAGCUGCAUGUAGGACCUAACAUUGAGAAAGUAUGUCGAAGCUCUGCAGCAGAGGGAGCAUGCGAAGCUAAACUUACAGGAAGAAGAAAGAAAUGCUCUGUGAAAAUCAAGAGGAGCAAAGAUGUUGUCCAAAAGUACAUUUAUAUUACACAACUCAACUUAUUGUAUUAAUUAAAAUUUCCUUGAUGAAACUUUGUAUUUGUAUUCCUCUUUCGUGUCUGUUUUUAAUUAUGAAUAUUUGAGCCUGUGGGCAUCAUGCCUUCGUUUAUUUCACGGUUAGCAUUCCCAA